AUGCAGUCUUUGUCUUUUUGGGGGGAAUGGGGCCCCCUGUCUUCUCCGCACCCGGGGCCACUAAGCAGCAGUGUCUGGCCACGCCCCCGCAGUGGGAGGUCGGCCUGCGCUGGUGGGCACAGAUGGCCUAAGGCUGGCGGGUCUUUGAUUGGCCCCGGCUUUGCCCUGGCCACACCCCCCUCUGCGCUGGGAUUGGCUUAGUGCUGGGGUUCCCACCCACCCACAGGCCGCAAUGGCGUCUCAGCUCCAGAACCGGCUCCGCUCUGCACUGGCCUUGGUCACAGGUGCGGGGAGCGGCAUCGGCCGAGCAGUCAGUGUACGCCUGGCCGGAGAGGGGGCCACCAUAGCUGCCUGCGACCUGGACGGGGCAGCGGCACAGGAGACGGUGCGGCUGCUGGGCGGGCCAGGGAACAAGGAGGGGCCGUCCCGAGGGAACCACGCUGCCUUCCAGGCUGACGUGUCUGAGGCCAGAGCCGCCAGGCGCCUGCUGGAACAAGUGCAGGCCUGCUUUUCUCACCCACCAUCUGUCGUUGUGUCCUGUGCGGGCAUCACCCAGGAUGAGUUUCUGCUGCACAUGUCUGAGGAUGACUGGGACAAAGUCAUAGCUGUCAACCUCAAGGGUACCUUCCUAGUCACUCAGGCUGCAGCACAAGCCCUGGUGUCCAGUGGUUGUCGUGGUUCCAUCAUCAACAUUAGUAGCAUCACAGGAAAGGUGGGGAACAUGGGGCAGACAAACUAUGUAGCAUCCAAGGCUGGAGUGAUUGGGCUGACCCAGACUGCAGCCCGGGAGCUUGGACGACAUGGGAUCCGCUGUAACUCUGUCCUCCCAGGGUUCAUUGCAACACCCAUGACACAGAAAGUGCCACAGAAAGUGGUGGACAAGAUUACUGAAAUGAUCCCGAUGGGAUACUUGGGGAACCCUGAGGAUGUGGCAGAUGUGGUCGCAUUCUUGGCAUCUGAAGACAGUGGAUACAUCACAGGGGCCUCAGUGGAAGUCACUGGAGGUCUUUUCAUGUAACUGCCUCAAGGACCCUGGACUCUGCUCACCCCCCCAUCACUCUGCCUGGCCUCCUGCUGAUGAGGACUCUAAGUUCCCAGGCUACAAAAGGGGUGGCAGUGUAUGGCUCAGGAAUGCUGAAUAUGGGAAGCAGGGGUGCUUGUGACCCUAAUAAAUUCCAAAUCCUCUUCCCUGCCA
Messenger RNA from Mandrillus leucophaeus (drill), 1195 nucleotides. It is a transcript of the gene HSD17B8, whose product is annotated as hydroxysteroid (17-beta) dehydrogenase 8. The record is from RefSeq and is a predicted model, not a curated record. Gene Ontology annotation, molecular function: estradiol 17-beta-dehydrogenase [NAD(P)+] activity. The transcript is spliced from 9 exons. Bases 233 to 1018 code for a protein of 261 amino acids. Gene Ontology annotation, biological process: estrogen biosynthetic process. Lineage: Eukaryota; Metazoa; Chordata; Mammalia; Primates; Cercopithecidae.